Contarinia nasturtii (swede midge) is the source of this 1571-nucleotide messenger RNA. RefSeq names its product cytochrome P450 9e2-like. Gene Ontology annotation, molecular function: heme binding; oxidoreductase activity, acting on paired donors, with incorporation or reduction of molecular oxygen; monooxygenase activity. The transcript is spliced from 4 exons. The record is from RefSeq and is a predicted model, not a curated record. NCBI's taxonomy places the organism in Eukaryota, Metazoa, Arthropoda, Insecta, Diptera, Cecidomyiidae. The coding region runs from base 24 to 1442 and encodes 472 amino acids.
GACGAUAUACUCCGGCUGAUUUCAUGGAUAAGAUAUACUACCACUUUCCAAACGAAAAGUUAAUUGGUUUCUUCGAUAUGCGAGAGCCGGUCUAUUUUGCACGUGAUUUGGAAUUUAUUCGUCAAAUUGCAAUAAAAGAUUUCGACAAUUUUGAAGAUCAUGUUGGUUUUAUCGACAGUGAAUCAGAUACAUUGUUUGGCAAAAGUUUGUUUCUAUUGAGCGAGCAAAAGUGGCGAGACAUGAGAGCCACACUGAGUCCAGCAUUCACAGGCAGUAAAAUGCGUCAUAUGUUUGAAUUGGUUGUUGAAUGUGCAGAAGAUAUGGCAAAAUAUUUGGUUAAAGAUGUUGAACAAGGUAAAUUGAUUCGAUGGGAAAUGAAAGAGCUCUUCUCACGCUACACAUCCGAUGUAAUUGCGUCGUGUGCAUUUGGAUUGAAAGUUGAUUCAUUAAAAGAUCGCACCAAUGAAUUUUUUACGAUCGGAACGAAUAGUUUGAAUUUCAGUUCAUUGAAAGUUGGAUUACGUAUGUUACUCAUUCGAACGCUACCCAAACUGAUGCGUGCGAUAAAUUUCGAAUUUUUUCCGCUUCGUACAAAGAAAUUCUUCAAAUCAAUGGUUUUGGACACAAUCGCCGAACGAGAAAAGAAUCAUAUUAUCCGACCGGAUAUGAUCAAUAUAUUGAUGCAAGUGCGCAGUGGCAAUUUAACUCAUCAACAUGAUGAAGCGUCGAAUGAUGACGCCGGUUUUGCAACGGCUGAAGAGUCAAGUAUUGGCAAGGUACAAGUGAAAAGGACGUGGGAUGAUGACGAAAUUAUCUCACAGUGUUUUUUAUUUUUCGCCGCUGGUUUUGAUACGGCAUCAACUGUUUUAUCGUUUUUGUCAUAUGAAUUGGCCAUUAAUCAAGACAUUCAAAAGAGAUUGUACGAGGAGAUUCGUGAUGUAAACAACACUUUGAAUGGUGCCCGCCUAAACUAUGACACACUUUUGAAAAUGAAGUAUAUGGAUCAAGUUGUUUCUGAGACUCUAAGAAAGUGGCCCCCAGCGAUAUUCACGAACAGAAAAUGCACCAAGGACUAUGAGUGUGAUGUGAAUGGGAAUAAAUUUUUAAUUGAACGUGGAAAAACGAUUUGGCUUCCGAUCAGCUCUAUUCAUCACGAUCCAGAUAUCUAUGAAUCUCCGAAACAAUUCAAUCCAGAGCGAUUCAAUGACGAAAACAAGCAUAAAAUCAAAGCAGGCUCGUUCAUACCAUUCGGAAUUGGACCAAGAAAUUGCAUAGGUUCUCGGUUUGCUCUCAUGGAGAUCAAGGCAUUGUUCUUCUAUUUGUUACUGAACUUUACUAUUCAGCCAUAUGAAAAAACGCAAAUUCCAUUGAAAAUUGCUAAAUCAGCCGUUGGAUGGGUAACUGAAAAGGGAAUUCAUGUCGAAUUCAAACCGCGAAAUUAGCUACUAAUUUUGUAUCGAUAUCAUUUCUAUACACAUUUUUCUAUUUAAUUGCAAAACUUUUACUUAUAUUGUCAAUUUUUUUCUUGUGAGAAAAAUUUCUUAAUAAAAGAAAAAUAAUGAAAAAUAUAA